CACUCAGACAGCAGGCACACGUGGAGCAAAGAGGCAGAGACAGAGAAGGACGUGAAGAGAGGCAGAGAGAGACCAAUAAAGAGCGAGAGAGAGUCAAACAGCUGCCACAGACUGGGAGCAGUUUGUGCUAUUGGGAUUGAAACAGACAAAGUAAAGAAACAAAGGACCAAGAAAGCGGUUUAGAGAAGUAAAGAGGACAAAUCAACAACCGUUUGACUUUAAAAUGCCAUUUUAAAGUUGGCUUUCGUCCAAAGGAUUAACUGAAAGAAGAACUGAGCUUUGGGAUGUGAAGUGUUUUCAUUUAAACCAAGAGAGAAAAACAAGAGGGACCUGAAACCUGCAGCCACCUGUGACAGCAGCUCUGAGGUCAAGUUGCUCUUGACCACUGACUAAGGAUCAACUUGCUGACCUUUUAAACCAAGCCUAAUUUAGCACCAUAAGGGCUACGUCUGUCUCACCUGGCUUAACAAAUUUAGCAAAGAAGAGAAGUUGGGGUGAAGUAACAGUUUAAGCAGUGGACGCCUUUAGACAGCAGCAUCAACAGAAAAACUGUUAAGCCGCUUCCGAUAACAAGUUGAACCUCAAUAAGUGGAAGUCACACAAGGAUUGGUCAGUAGCUGUCAGAGCCUUGUUGCGGUGAAGAUGACAUUUGCCAUGCUUCGCACGGCCCCUCCCGCAGGCCGCUUCUUGUACGGCGACAUCGCCCUCCUCUCCGAAGACGAUGAUGAGAAUGGGAGUGAGGGGUCGGGCUCCGAAGAGCGUACCACCAACUCCUCCAACUCGGCCUACCGCCUGUCCUCCUCGUCGCCAUCUGCCUUUCACAUCAAGGUGAACAGGAAGAGGAAGAUGUGCCAGGGAAUUGGGAGCGGGGUAGAGGCCAUGGUGGGGAGGCUCGGCCCCCCGGGGUCCUCUCCUCCUGGGGAGGGCCGCCAAAGGACCGCAGCCAACGCGCGGGAGAGAGAUCGCACCAAUUCUGUCAACACAGCAUUCACAGCUCUGCGCACACUCAUCCCCACCGAGCCUGCAGACAGGAAGCUUUCGAAGAUCGAGACACUACGUUUGGCCAGUAGCUACAUCAGUCAUCUGGGGAACGUCUUGCUCCUGGGCGAGGGGCUUCAUGAUGGACAGCCGUGCCACGCUCCCUCACCGCCAUUCUUCCACGUUAACUCCUCCCCCCCACGAGGAUCUGACCAAUCAGCUCAGCCAAAGCACAUCUGUACUUUCUGCCUCAGCAACCAGAGGAAAAUGAACAAAGACAGAGACCGGAAGACGGCCAUCAGAAGUUAACAAUGAGGACACAAACCACACGGAUGAAAGUCUCGUCACUUGAGCGACGCUUUCUGUGAUUCUACUAUUACUGCAACUUGAAGACUUGUCAGACUUCAAAGACUUUUGAAGGACUUCUUUAGCACUUCCAGGACUUUUCAAGGAACUUUACCAAGCAUUUCUUCUUUUUUAAAAAAAACACAUUUUGUAUCACUUUACAAGAACUUUUUUACUUUUAAGGGUGUUUUCAAAUACGUUUGAAACACUUCUGAAAAGUUGAACAGUACUUUUAAAGGGCUUUCACAUGAUUAUGAAGACUGUUUCAACAACACUUAUAAGAGACGUUUUACUGAAUUGUUCAAAGACUCUUUGUUCAGAGUCUAAGGAACUUAUGGCACAUGAUCGAAAAACACACAGAACCUAUGAAAGAUUUGUAUUCAUCAAAAGCUGUGUGUUCUUAAUGUGUAAACUGAAAUAUAAAUGUAUAUUUAUGUGACAUAACAUUAUAUAAUGAAACUAUGUUAUUUAACCGGCAUUGACAUUCAUGACAAAUAAUGAAAGGUAUAAAGGUGCAACACAUGGGCUAUUGACACAAUUUAUGGCAUCAUAGAAAACAUGCUGGAACUUUUGUGGUAUUGGUUAUUUCUAAUAAUCAUCUCUGAAAAUUUCUUAAUGCUGGAAAAUAACUCAAGAUGACCAAUAAAUUGUUUGUAUAUCUGGGAGUUCA
Dicentrarchus labrax (European seabass) is the source of this 1993-nucleotide messenger RNA. Its product is annotated as basic helix-loop-helix transcription factor scleraxis-like. NCBI's taxonomy places the organism in Eukaryota, Metazoa, Chordata, Actinopteri, Moronidae. The transcript has 3 exons. Gene Ontology annotation, biological process: developmental process; regulation of transcription by RNA polymerase II. The coding region runs from base 643 to 1287 and encodes 214 amino acids. The record is from RefSeq and is a predicted model, not a curated record. Gene Ontology annotation, molecular function: DNA-binding transcription factor activity, RNA polymerase II-specific; protein dimerization activity; RNA polymerase II transcription regulatory region sequence-specific DNA binding.